Molecule: messenger RNA, 543 nt
Organism: Hansenula ciferrii
Lineage: Eukaryota; Fungi; Ascomycota; Saccharomycetes; Phaffomycetales; Wickerhamomycetaceae
Gene: RCF1
Product: respiratory supercomplex assembly factor RCF1
Exons: 2
Coding region: 1-543 (180 amino acids)
Biological process (GO): mitochondrial respirasome assembly
Cellular component (GO): mitochondrion
Source: RefSeq, a predicted model, not a curated record
AUGUCAAAGAUUCCUUCAAGUUUUGAUAACAGAGACGUUGCUGAAGUUGAUUUCAUAGAUAAAUGUAUCAAAAAUUGUAAAGAACAACCAUUUGUUCCAUUAGGUACUUUAGCUACAUGUGUUGCUGUUGGAUUAGCUGCUCAUUCAAUUCGUAUUGGUAAUAAGCAAGGUGCACAAAAAUGGUUUAGAUAUAGGGUUGCAUUUCAAGGUUUUACUAUUGCAGCUUUAGUUGUUGGUGGGUUAGUUUAUGGUAAAGAUAAUUAUGAAAGAAAGAAAUCUAGGGAAGAAGCUAUACAUGAAAAGGCUAAAUUAAGAGAAAAAUUAUGGAUUGAAGAAUUAGAACGUCGUGAUUUUGAAGCUAAACAAAGAAAACAAAGAGCUGAAUGGGCAAGACAAAAAGCUAAAGAAAUGGAAGAACAAGAAAAAGCUGGUAUUUCUGAAUCCAAAAUCCUUAAAGAAGUUCAAGAAGUUGAAACUAAAUUACAACCAGAAUCUUCAAAUAAUGAAGAAACAUCUAAAUCUGAAUCUGGUGAAAAGGCAUAA